GGGCGGGGAGGAAGGCGGAGGCGGCCGUGGCCACCUUUUCCGUGGUGCUGCGUGCAGCCCGGAGGCUGCCGGGUGCUCUGUCGGGGCGAGCGACUGUGGUGGGGGCCUUGGGCUGUGCCCGCCCUGCGUCCGCAGUCGCGCAGGGGCCGACCCGCGGAUCCAGCCCUCCCCCCACCGCCCGGGCGGCGGCGUGACAGUUGGUACCCCGGCCGCGUCGCAGCCGGCCAGGCGGCCACGGUUUCGGGGAUUCUCCCACCAGGGACCCUCGAUGGCCCUCGACGACGGAGCAGAUACUCAUAGGAGGACUACAAGAAGAAUAUCUCCUUAAAAAAGUUCUACCACCUGUACAUUUAUAUCAGAAGUGUCACUGUGUACUAGUUCAGGGUGAAGGCAGCAUGAGUGAUCCCUGAAUGUGCCCUUGAGCAUACUUAAUGGUUCAUUUUUGAUUAGGAGAAAGAAGACAGCCAUUCCCUUGAAAGCACAUGUUUCAGACUCCCAAACCUUUUGGAGGAAGUUACUUUGCUCAGGGACCAGAAAACUGUGGAGGAGAAAAAAGGCUUGAACUAAAGAUUAAACAAGACAAAGCUUCAGUACCUGGGAGAAUUGUGGACUUUCUGAAUUUUAAGAAGAGUGAAGUUGGAGCACUGUAGAAGGUGUAUAAAAGGUUACACAGAUUGGAAGGAAGACUGAUGAAGAAAAACAACAUAGUUCAGGUGAUGGGAGUGUACUGGAACAAUGGGAGAAGCUGGUAUCUUAUAGAAAGCCAAGAUGACAAGAAAUUUUUUGCAUAAUUUAGGGCCACACCCCAGCAUUCCAAAAACCCUCUGCUGUCAGCCACACCCGCCUCCAUGCUGGAGCCUCUGAGCUGGGGCUUAGCUUCCCGAUUCGCAGCUGCCUUCCUAGAGCGGAUUUGCUAGUCUGCCAGAAGACUCCAGGCCCGCAGCCGUCCCUGCGAGCGAGCCCGCAGGCGGGGGAGAGGGACAACGUGGGCCCGGCGUCCCUACGGGCGCUCGCCUGUCUGCUUGCGCUGGAGCAGGGAGCGCACACCGGGAGCACAAGCCCAGAGCGCGCCCCAGCCGCGCGCAAACUUGGUGCUCCUGGAAGUUUUCCCGGAGGCUGCCUCAAGGAGGGGAGACUAAGGAAGAAUCCGGUUGAAAAUGAGGUAAAUUAAUGCUUGGGCACUCAGAACCGUGGACAGCUACAUGAAGUUUUAAAAAUCUGCCCCAACCAUCUUGCCAAAGGAGCUCCCAUUCAUGAGGCCCAACAGGAUGAACCAAUCAAGGAGGGACAGUGUCCUGCCCUAUAGGACCAGUGACUGCUGACCUCCCAGAGCAGGCUGGUGACUGCAUUGUUGUCUGCCAGUACAAUGAAGGAAGUGGUUUAUUGGUCACCCAAGAAGGUGGCAGACUGGCUCUUGGAGAAUGCUAUGCCAGAAUACUGUGAACCUCUGGAACAUUUCACAGGCCAAGACUUGAUCAGCCUAACCCAAGAGGAUUUCACAAAACCCCCCUUGUGCCGAGUCUCCUCAGACAAUGGGCAGCGGCUCUUAGACAUGAUAGAGACCCUGAAAAUGGAGCACCACAUGGAAGCACACAAGAAUGGCCAUGCCAAUGGGCACCUCAGUGUUGGUGUAGACAUCUCCACCCCUGAUGGCAGCUUCAGCAUCAAGACAAAACCCAAUGGGAUGCCAAAUGGGUAUAGGAAAGAGAUGAUACAGAUCCCCAUGCCAGAAUUGGAGCGCUCCCAGUACCCCAUGGAGUGGGGCAAGACUUUUCUGGCCUUUCUUUAUGCACUUUCCUGUUUUGUCCUCACCACAGUGAUGAUCUCGGUCGUCCAUGAACGAGUACCUCCUAAGGAGGUGCAGCCUCCACUACCGGACACAUUUUUUGACCAUUUUGACCGGGUGCAGUGGGCCUUUUCUAUUUGUGAAAUUAAUGGCAUGAUCCUUGUAGGACUCUGGUUACUUCAGUGGCUGCUCUUAAAAUACAAGUCUAUUAUUAGCAGAAGAUUUUUCUGCAUAGUUGGCACGCUGUACCUGUAUCGGUGUAUUACAAUGUAUGUUACUACACUCCCAGUACCUGGUAUGCAUUUCAACUGUUCUCCGAAGCUUUUUGGUGACUGGGAAGCCCAAGUCCGGAGGAUAAUGAAGCUGAUUGCUGGAGGUGGCUUAUCUAUCACGGGUUCUCACAACAUGUGUGGGGACUAUCUGUACAGCGGGCACACGGUCAUGCUAACACUUACCUACUUAUUUAUCAAAGAGUAUUCACCUCGACGACUCUGGUGGUACCACUGGAUUUGCUGGCUUCUCAGUGUCGUUGGAAUCUUCUGUAUUCUCUUAGCGCAUGACCACUACACUGUGGACGUGGUGGUGGCAUAUUACAUCACCACAAGACUGUUCUGGUGGUAUCACACUAUGGCCAAUCAGCAAGUGCUAAAGGAAGCUUCCCAGAUGAACCUCCUGGCCAGGGUGUGGUGGUACAGGCCAUUUCAGUACUUUGAAAAGAAUGUCCAAGGAAUCGUACCUCGGUCUUACCAUUGGCCCUUUCCCUGGCCAGUAAUCCACCUCGGUAAGCAAGUGAAAUACAGCCGGUUGGUGAAUGACACAUAACAGCUAUACAAAGUGGGAGAAUGAGGAACUGUCCAAAGUGCUAAGAACUCCAUGAGAGAAGAUGCCAUAAAAUAAACACCUCCCUAAUCCUAUUAUCUUUCAACAGUUACCUUGACUUAACCUAUUGAGUUACCUGGUCAGCACUGUGAUCUUUUUUUCUCUCCAAAGGACCUGCAUUGGACAACAAUAAAGAAAAUUUAACCAUCAUGCACUGUACACAUUUUCUGUUCAUAAGUUUGGGAUUUACAUCACCUACAACUACCAUGUUCCUUUGUAUAUGAAGCGACAGUAUAAAUGUAAGCUUUUAUAUAAGUUCUGGUCUUUCCAGUCACAUCUGGAAAUAAAGCGUAUUAUUUUCUUGGGAAAACAUACUUUUCAUAUCUCUUGCCCCAAAGAUUGGGCUGUAAGCCAUUUUCUAGCAAAUGUCUCUAUGAAGGUUUCUAAGUACCUGAAUGGGGUUCGGUUCUGAAAUCUUCCUACCUGUUGCACCAAUGUUCAAAUAAAAAUGACAGACACAGAGAGGUUUGGUAACUUUGGAUUUUGUAAAAUCAACAGAGACAGUGUGUCAAAAAGUGCAAAAAAAAAAAAAAAAAAGAUUCUGUUAUAAAGUGAUUUUCUAAGUAUUUCCUAACUUUAUUUUUCAAAAUGAUAUUAUGAAAACCAAAUUUAAAGAUUUUUACAUGCCAGAGAGAAGAGUUAAAAUGUAAAAUGCUUCUUGGGAGAGAAAUGUGUCUAUGUUUCUAGUGCCUUUCUUGUCUUGAUUGUAUGGUCCGUAGGCAAUCUUAAAUGUUUUUAUUUAAAAUAAAGUAUUCCACAAAAAUAUAAAUGUAUGUAUACACUACUAAAUUUUGCAUUUAUAGCUAAAUUAAAUCAGAAGACUGCUUAUGGUUUUACAAUUGCUUUGAAUUAAAGAAUCAACUAAUUAGAGUCAGAGCUUGUUCACAUAUUGUGAGCAGGUAGUAAUGACAUGUACCACUUCAAUUAGUUUAUCAUCUGUUUGGUAGUUUGAUUUUAACUACUCUAUGAAAACAGCCAUGAAUAUCUUUUUUGAAAAGAGAGUUUUGAAAAUGAUCACUUACCUAAAACUUGAAAGCUACAAAUUAGUUAUCCAUACUCUCAUGACAAUUUUGUUGGUCAACAACAAAAGAGAUCUAUUUCUUUAAAAUAUAUUUGUGCAGAAACUGCAUGUAACUCUAAGUUUUACUCCUAACAUACGUAUGUUUGGGGAAGUAUUCUAUUCUAUACUUGCCAAUGUGGAGAACAAAAUAGUUUUUUAAGGAUGAAAAAGUAUAUAUAUCCAUUCUGUAUUUUACGUGCAGCAGAAUUAUCUACUGUAGGGUUUUUUUGUGUAUUCACAAAGUGAUAUUUGUAUUGUAAAACAAUAAUGGUGAAGGAAAUAAAACGGCUUUUAAAAUUGUUUGUUUUAAAUCUUUGUAAAGUUACUAUUCCAGAGAGUAUACUGAUACCUUACAGCUUACCUAGAUCAUAAAUUAAUCAAAAUGCACUUUUUAAUAAAAAUCGAUACUUCAAAUA
Molecule: messenger RNA, 4141 nt
Organism: Chinchilla lanigera (long-tailed chinchilla)
Lineage: Eukaryota; Metazoa; Chordata; Mammalia; Rodentia; Chinchillidae
Gene: Sgms1
Product: sphingomyelin synthase 1
Exons: 13
Coding region: 1367-2608 (413 amino acids)
Biological process (GO): ceramide biosynthetic process; sphingomyelin biosynthetic process
Cellular component (GO): endoplasmic reticulum membrane; Golgi membrane
Molecular function (GO): ceramide cholinephosphotransferase activity; sphingomyelin synthase activity; protein binding
Source: RefSeq, a predicted model, not a curated record